AAUUUCAUUGGGCUUAACCAACAACCAUAAACUUCCCGUAAUCCCUGUUAUCCCUAACCAACGAACAGCAACACAACUUUUAUUUUUUAAAUGAAACUAUACAAAGUUUAUUUCCGGGUGAAGAGGACAGGAAGGAGACUGCCUGGCCUGCUAAACAGACACUGACAUGGCAGCCAAUGGAGCGAGCUGUGAACAGCCUCAGAAACGUGUAGGAGCUAAAGACAAACAGAAUGGAAACUCCACAGACUCGUCCGUCAGAGAAAGGAGACAGAAGGACAAGGAGGAGCGCCUGUCUCUGGUGUUGUGGAGAAGGCCCAUCACCACACUACACUACUUUCUCCUAGAGACCCUCAUCAAGCUAAAAGAGUGGACAUUAAAGCUGUGGCGACGGCGAGGCACAGUGUUCUUGUUUUUGGUGUUGUGUUCUCUCUUCUCCAUUGCAUACUCCACUGAGGGAGCACACCAGAAAUAUGUCCAGUACCUGGAGAAGAAGUUCCUAUGGUGUGCCUACUGGGUUGGUCUUGGGAUCCUGUCCUCAGUGGGCCUUGGGACUGGCCUGCACACCUUCCUUCUCUAUCUGGGUCCUCACAUAGCGUCAGUGACACUGGCGGCAUACGAGUGCAGCUCCACAGACUUCCCAGAGCCUCCUUACCCGGACCAGAUCGUCUGUCCACAAAGCGGAGGGGUGGAGGGCAGCAUUUCUCUCUGGUCCAUCAUGUCAAAGGUCCGCCUGGAGGCCUGCAUGUGGGGUGCAGGCACAGCCAUCGGGGAGCUGCCUCCAUAUUUCAUGGCAAGAGCGGCCCGUCUGUCGGGAGCUGACCCAGAUGACGAGGACUACGAGGAGUUUGAGGAGAUGCUGGAGCAGGCUGAGACUGCACAGGAUUUCGUCACAAGAGCAAAACUGGGAGUGCAGAAUAUGGUACAGAAAGUGGGAUUCUUCGGGAUCUUGGCUUGUGCAUCAAUCCCCAAUCCCCUGUUUGAUCUGGCUGGAAUAACCUGUGGGCAUUUCAUGGUGCCCUUUUGGACCUUCUUCGGAGCUACACUGAUUGGGAAGGCCAUCAUCAAGAUGCACAUACAGAAACUAUUUGUUAUCAUUACUUUCAGCAAGCACAUAGUGGAGCAGAUGGUGUCACUUAUUGGGUCUGUGCCCAAAGUAGGACCAUCCCUUCAGAAGCCCUUCAGUCAGUAUCUGGAAGCACAGAGGAACAAGCUGCACCAUGCUGGGGAAGGUGCACCAGCGGGUGAGAACUGGCUGUCGUGGGUGUUUGAGAAGGUGGUGCUGGUCAUGGUCUGCUACUUCGUCUGUUCCAUCGUCAACUCCAUGGCCCAAAGCUACGCCAAGCGGCUGCAGCAGCAGAGGCACUCAGAGGAGAAAACCAAGUGAUGACAAGACCAAGUGUUACCAGGCAUCCCAAGUGACUGUGUUUCUGCUGCUGCUGAGAGGGCCUUCCGCUCAGCCACAGCCUCUCAAAACUUAACAGCAGACCUCGCCCUCGUCCAUUCUCAACAGGAGGCUGAACGUUUCAAAAACCAGGCACUAUUUGUUCUGUGUGUGCUUUUUCGGGGAUGUAUGUGCUGUUUGUUCUGUUUGUCCCUCUUUGGGUUUUGUAGUCCUCCCUCCCCUGUCAUCUCGCUCUCUAGGUGUGUGUAGUGUGAUUGGUUCUCCUGCUGAUGGUAAGAUGUUAUUUUAACAAUUAUAAUUAACCCUUUCAUAGACCUCAGAAGUAAAGCAGCAGCCUGGUAGUGACUGCCAUUUGCAGGCAGGUGCCAUCAGCUGCUAUGCCUUAUGCAAGAUGGAGGGUUCGACUUCCAUUAAAUACAGUUCUUGAUUUAUAGACUUGAUUAUUUAAUUUUCUAACGUUUACGUGAGGAUGGAUCUUAAUUUGUUUGUACAAUGUGCUACUGUUAUGAAUGUUUAAAAUGAUUUCGUUUUUUUCUGUUCAGGGUUUAAUUAAUUUUCCUCAUGUUUUUUGUCCUGUUUAACAGUAAGGUUAAUUUGUUUUUUGUUUUUUUUUCCUGGAAUUUGUCAUCAACUUAAAAGGUAAAAAAGCAAUAUCAAGUUGGAACAAUGUGGUAUUGAUUGUUUGCACAUCAUGUAAAUAUCUAAAUAUCUUUUUUUGACAGUAUGCGCACAUGUAUUUCUAUUCUAAUGGUCUGUCUAGUUAUAACUGAACUUGAACCAAAACAACAAAAAAGUGAUAUCAUUUGUAAAGUGACAUUGUACACUCAGCUGACUAGUCCCAUUUCUAGUAUGUACAUCUAGGUUGAACCUUGGAUCAGAUCAUAUAUAAAAUGUGUAAAUCAUUGCACUUGUU
Molecule: messenger RNA, 2315 nt
Organism: Myripristis murdjan (pinecone soldierfish)
Lineage: Eukaryota; Metazoa; Chordata; Actinopteri; Holocentriformes; Holocentridae
Gene: vmp1
Product: vacuole membrane protein 1
Exons: 12
Coding region: 167-1384 (405 amino acids)
Source: RefSeq, a predicted model, not a curated record